ACAAUUACAGACAGAUUGGGACAGCUGCUCCUGGGACCUGCACCCACCCCAAUCCCUUCUCUGGUCAUAGUCCUGAGCUUCGUACAUGCAGAGAGGAGAGAAGGCAGGCUAGACGGCAACUACUCCUUCAGAAGACUGCACGGUGCCAUCACCCACUAGCCACAACCAUGAUGGAACUCAAAGCCAUAAAGAUUAGGGUCACCUUCUGUAUCAUUCUGGUAGGGGUAUCGUUGAUGUUGGCCGCCGUAAUGAGUGAUUACUGGGCAGUUCUGAACCCCAGAGUGGACGAUUUAAGCGAACCAUGUGAGGUGGCACAUUUUGGAUUGUGGAGACUUUGUAAAAAGAAGAUCUUAAUGGAAGCAACAGAUUCUAAACCCAAAGGCUGCGGACCAUUAAGCCUUCCAGGAGAUCAAAGCUGCACUUACUUCAAACAUUUCACCUCAGGGGAGAAUGCCGAAAUCUUUGAGGUGACUACUCAGAAAGAAUACAGCAUCUCGGCAGCGGCGAUCGCCAUCAUCGGAGUUGGUUUCAUGACGAUGGGGAUGGUGUGUACUCUCCUGUCCUUUAAACAGAAGCUGGAUUACCUGUUAAAACCAGCCGGACUUUUCUUCGUCUUUUCAGGUCUCUGUAUGAUCAUCUCGGCGGAGGUCAUUAGACAGUCCGUUCACCGCAUGAUAGACAGCAAGGACACGGUCUGGAUCGAGUAUUACUAUUCCUGGUCUUUCGCCUGCGCCUGUGCGUCCUUCGCCCUGCUCUUCAUUUGUGGAAUAGCUCUCGUUCUCAUCUCCUUGCCUCGGAUGCCGAGGAACCCCUGGGAAUCUUGCAUGGACGCUGAGCCUGAUAUGUAAAUAAAGUUAAAAAAAAAAGCACACCUACUGCGAAUACGGCUGACGCAAGGAUGGGAGACAAGGGGUUAAAUUAUCCGUUCCGGUUGCUGAAGGAACAGGUCACGUUCCCUUACAUCAAAAAGGACAAGGAGCGCAGCUUUUUAAAGAAUUUGUUUAUAUCCCAAAUUUAUAGGUAUUUAAGCUUUCUACUUCCGUUACCACGUUUCUGAUUGGUUCGGAGAGGCAGCGAGCGCAGUGAAUAGCUGGCGAGCAACAUAGUUGGGAAGCAAAGUCUUAAAAUCUUCCUCAGACCCUCCCCCAGUACGGCAAUACCUCUCAUGUAUGUACCUACAUACUGCCAGUGUAUAUUUAGUAGAGUCCGCUGCAAUUAACGCCAACAAUCCACCCAGAGUCUCGGUAACAAGGAUACUCUAUGUGGCAUGCUGUCUAUUUAAAACGUUAUUUAAUUAGCUUUAAAUAGCCUGGAAUACAUGAUCCCAAGGCGUUGAGCAACAAAUGCCUAUGAUUUGUCAUCUCCUUUCGGUAGUGGCUGAAAUUUAAGUGCGUAAUACUCCCGGCUCUGAGAGAGUCUUAAAGACAUAUUCAUGAUUUAUUCUAGUUAAAUUCACUCGGGAAAUUUAAAGCCAUUAUGUUGUGUGUGAUAGGUUUGGGUGGAAGAGUAUUUUUAUGAUAUUGGGGGGGUGUGAUGGGAG
Pelobates fuscus (common spadefoot toad) is the source of this 1540-nucleotide messenger RNA. RefSeq names its product calcium voltage-gated channel auxiliary subunit gamma 1 (gene CACNG1). The record is from RefSeq and is a predicted model, not a curated record. The transcript has 4 exons. Gene Ontology annotation, biological process: regulation of calcium ion transmembrane transport via high voltage-gated calcium channel; calcium ion transmembrane transport. Lineage: Eukaryota; Metazoa; Chordata; Amphibia; Anura; Pelobatidae. Gene Ontology annotation, molecular function: voltage-gated calcium channel activity; calcium channel regulator activity. The coding region runs from base 168 to 848 and encodes 226 amino acids. Gene Ontology annotation, cellular component: L-type voltage-gated calcium channel complex; membrane.